AACAUUAUCUUCAAAUGUAAGGCUACAAUUUUAUUUCCUUAAAGAUAACAAGAUGGUCCCAUAUACAAGCUUUUCUCCAUGAAUCCAAAAAAAAUGGAGGCUCCUACUGAAAAUGAAUUGGAAAUCCUCAAGGCAGUGGCACAAGCUAGGCAAGGCCGAGCUGGAAAUAGCCCGAGGUCUACAAGUGAAUUUGAUGCCCAUCGACUGAAGUUCACACCAAAGCCAUCGCGGUUUCGAAUAGAGGCAAUGAAAUCAAAGGGUAGAGAAUGGAGAACAAUGAUUUCGCGUAAUUGGGAUUUCGGGCAGUCACUUUUGGAUUCUCACGAGAUUGUGGCGGUCUCAAAGAGGAUAGAACAAGAAGGGUUGGUGCUCGAAAAGGAAAUCGAAAAGGAUAUUGGUCGGAACGGGAGGAAGAACAAGAGAGGAGAAAGCAAGAACAGCUUGAGGAAUUUGUUCAAUCGUGUGUCUUCUAGGUGGUAUAAUAAUAAUAAUGAUAAUGAUGUUACAAUGGGGUAUGAAUCUGAUUGAUUGAUUUAUGAUAACUCCAUUUCUUUCUUCAUCUUCUAUUAAUUUUUACCAAAAAAGAAAGAUGAAUCUUUUUGGAUUUAUAAAUUUCAAAAGUUUGUUGUAUAGUGGUUUUAAACUCUAUACUUAAUGGGAAAUAAAAGGAAUAUCUGGUCUUGA
This is a messenger RNA of Impatiens glandulifera, 684 nucleotides long. RefSeq lists its product as uncharacterized. The transcript has a single exon. The record is from RefSeq and is a predicted model, not a curated record. Lineage: Eukaryota; Viridiplantae; Streptophyta; Magnoliopsida; Ericales; Balsaminaceae. The coding region runs from base 79 to 528 and encodes 149 amino acids.